AUGGAGAUCUUGAGCAGCAAUUGUUUGUUGAUCAUUCUGCUAUGCUUUGUAGCUGGUGUAACACAAAUCAAUGCAGAAAGCCGAACCUGCACAAAUCGCAACAGUCCAUGCUUUCUUAAGCGGAUAACUUGCCCAAGUGAAUGCCCAACAUCAUCAUCAACAAACUCGAAAGCUAAAGUUUGCUAUAUCAACUGUAACUCACCCUUAUGCCAGGCUGAGUGCAAGAAUCGUAAAGCAAAUUGUAACAGUCCUGGAGCUGCGUGCUUGGAUCCACGGUUCAUUGGUGGAGAUGGCAUUGUCUUCUACUUCCAUGGGAAGAGAAAUGAGCAUUUCAGCUUGGUCUCUGACCUCAACCUCCAGAUCAAUGCCCGCUUCAUUGGCCUCCGUCCAGCUGGGAGAACCCGGGACUAUACUUGGAUUCAAGCUCUGGGAAUCCUUGUUGACUCCCACACCUUCUCUCUGGAGGCUACCCGAGCAGCGGCCUGGGAUGAUGAGAUUGACCAUCUGAAAUUCUCUUAUGAUGGGAAGGAACUAGAUAUACCAGAAGGCCAUCUUUCUGCAUGGAACUUCUCAGAAAAUGACCUGAAAGUGGAAAGAACAUCAAACAGAAACAGUGUUGUUGUCACUCUACCAGAAAUUGCAGAGAUUUUAAUCAAUGUUGUGCCCAUUACAAAGGAGGAUGAUAGAAUCCAUAACUACCAGAUACCUUCUGAUGACUGUUUUGCCCACUUGGAAGUACAGUUCAGAUUCUUUGGCCUCUCGUCCAAGGUUGAGGGAGUCCUAGGCCAGACUUACCAGCCAGAUUUUGAGAAUCCAGUAAAGCCCGGCGUAGCAAUGCCAGUAGUAGGAGGUGAAGACAAGUACCGAACCACAUCACUUCUCUCUGCAGAUUGCCAUUCUUGUUUGUUCUCACCAGCAGGAGUUUUCGACCAAAAGGACACAUUGAUUAUGGACUAUGGUACACUAGACUGCACUGGUGGAGCCACCAGUGGGAUGGGAAUAGUCUGUAGAAAAUGAAUCAUACAGUGACAGAAUAAUUGAAGUUUAUGCCUCUUGAGAAUAAUUGGGGUUGGCUGGCAGAGAGCAAGGAGCCCCCUGUCCUGCCCUAAGUAAUGAAUUCCAGUUCAUUCAGUA
Vitis riparia (riverbank grape) is the source of this 1134-nucleotide messenger RNA. RefSeq lists its product as uncharacterized. NCBI's taxonomy places the organism in Eukaryota, Viridiplantae, Streptophyta, Magnoliopsida, Vitales, Vitaceae. The transcript is spliced from 2 exons. The record is from RefSeq and is a predicted model, not a curated record. Bases 1 to 1017 code for a protein of 338 amino acids.